Molecule: messenger RNA, 1583 nt
Organism: Saprolegnia parasitica CBS 223.65
Lineage: Eukaryota; Oomycota; Saprolegniomycetes; Saprolegniales; Saprolegniaceae
Exons: 1
Coding region: 1-1539 (512 amino acids)
Biological process (GO): activation of GTPase activity; nucleocytoplasmic transport
Cellular component (GO): nucleus; cytosol; perinuclear region of cytoplasm
Molecular function (GO): GTPase activator activity; small GTPase binding
Source: RefSeq, a predicted model, not a curated record
AUGGGGCUCCUCCUCUGCCGGCCGCGCACGAGCUCGUUCGACGACUGCGCGCUCCCGCCCGAGCUACUGCAGCACGUCGCGCAGUUCAUACCGACAGCAGCCGACUUGUUCCGCUUCCUCUAUGCACUGCCGCUCGACGCCCUCACCGAGCCGGUCGCGAGCCUGCUCGAGCUCGGCGGGACCUUCUUUGAGCCCGACGACCUCUGGCCCGCGCUCGCCUUGCCGCCGCACGCCGUCGUAGACCCCGAGGCGCGCGUUCUCCUCGCCAAAGCCAUGGUCAUGUAUCCGCUCGUGCGUGUGCGGCAUGUGCCACAGGCCGUGAGCUGGCCGCUCCUCCCGACGACGGCUGUCGCGCUCAGCAGCUUUCACAUGAAGCCGGACGCGUUCGACUUGGCGGUGGCCCACUGGCCAGAGCAACUCGUGUCCUUGCACGUGCUGUUGCUCGAGAAGGCGCAUGCGCAAGACGAAGAGGGCGACGCGACGUGGUGCCACGCCCGCAUCUCGAGCCUCUGCGAUGGCCUUCGGACGCUGCGCCGCCUGCGCCAUUUCCACCUCCGGCACUGUCUUCGGCGGCCCGCGCCCGAGCUCUGGGAUGCGCUAUGUGCCGCAAGCGCACUCGAGUCCCUCACGCUGGACGCGGAUGCCGACUCGGUGUGGGACACACGCCCGUUGGCGGCGUGGAUCGCAGCGCGCCCGGGGCUGCGCAGCUUGCACCUCCUCAAUCUCUCGGGUGCCAUUACUACAGACGACGCGACGAACGAGCUCGCGACGGCCAUCUUCGGCGCACCGCAGCUCCGGUCGUUGCAGCUCGUGCACUGCGCCGUAACAAGAUUGCUUCUGCAGGAAUCACGUCCUGCCUUGCCGCCGCACUUGGUUCGUCUUGUCGUCCACACCGACGAUGCUUCGAUCGAUGCGACACAGCUCGUACGAGGCGCCGUCACAACCACGCCCCACCUGCGCAUCUUCUCGCUUGUCGGCGCGCCGACGACAUCGCCGCUUCGGGCCUUUCCAUCGACCGACCGUCUUCGCCACUUGUGUCUCAAGUAUAUACCGCUCUCACGCGACGCGUGCAAGGACCUUGCGAUGCUUGUACCUUGCCUCACGCUCACGCUUGACGGCAACGAUCUGAACGACGACGACGUCGAGGCGCUUGCACCCGCGUUCGCCGACGCGAUCCAUUUGCGCAAGGUGUAUCUGAGGCACCAACCGUUUGGCGACAAGGGCGCGAUGGCCCUCGCAACGUCGCUCCCAAUCUCGCUGCGGGUGGUGUCGUUGGCCAAAAACCAGAUUGGCACGGCUGGCGCAAUCGUUUUAAGUGACCGACUCCACGCAGCCACGACGCACUGGGCCACGCUCGUGCUCCGCGCCAACCCCCUGGGCAAGGACGGCGUCUUGGCGCUGGUCACUGCGCUCGCCGCGCGGCCGUUCUGCGCACUCGACGUCGUGCAUACCGUCGUCGAUGCAGCCGCCGCCGACGUCGACGCGUGCAAAGCAGCCAUCGCCGCACUACCCCACGGCACGACCGUCGACUUUUGGUAGUAUGCGAACCUGAAUGUAAUCAAUCCUGAGUGUUUGUACAUGUG